GGCAUUUCUUUCGGCCAAAGAAACACGAUCAAGAAAGGUAAAACACAAGUCUAGUCCCUCAUUCCCACUAAAAUUCCUGACCUGCAUGAGCCAUUUCUUCGCGAUUUUCUUUCCCUGCCCCGACGCGUGUUAAUCAUUUGCGACGAAAAAGAAGCUCGAUCAAUCAUUCUUCCGAUUCUUACGCUCUAGUUGGUGCGUGGCCGACUAGCGUUCCCGGAACCAAUUCGUGCCCACAUCUGGGGUUCGGAACUUUUCGGACGAGCGCGAGAGACAUCAUUUUGGCCCAGUUUACCGUACCCCCUUCCGCCUCAGCUCCGGUCCUCUGCCCCGACAUCUUCCGUGAAACUGUGGAGAAGAUACAUCGGGAAUUGGAGAUCGAAACGUCUUUUCGACCGCGGCCGUCGUGAUCAUGGCCCCUGUUGAGAACAUUCAUAUACCCCCCAAUGCCCCCCCGGAAUCAGGUCCUAUCUACUCAGAUUUCUUCCAACAGCAAGUAGCAAAACAACGAAACAAUAACUAUCAUUCUACUUCGCUAAGAAACAUGGUUGCCACUUCUGUUAACCGUACUGCCCUGCACCCUGGUGGUGUUCAGCCGGGCAAGGGUCACACCGAGCUUGAGGAAGAGCUUCACGAACACGCCCACAUUGACUACGAGCGUGUCGCUAUUAUUGCCAACCCCUCGGUUGCUGCCCUCUACGAAGAUGCUCUGGUCUACGAGACCGGUACUGCUAUCACAUCGAGUGGUGCCUUGACGGCAUACUCUGGUGCUAAGACGGGUCGUUCUCCCUCAGACAAGCGUGUUGUCAAGGAGGAAUCGUCAGAGAACGACGUCUGGUGGGGUCCCGUUAACAAGCCCAUGACUCCUGAUGUCUGGCGGAUCAACCGUGAGCGUGCCGUCGACUACCUCAACACCCGCAACCGUAUCUAUGUCAUCGAUGGUUUCGCUGGCUGGGACGAGAGAUACCGCAUCAGCGUCCGUGUUGUCUGCGCCCGCGCCUACCAUGCUCUCUUCAUGCGCAACAUGCUCAUCCGCCCCUCGGCGGAGGAGCUGCAGCACUUCCACCCCGACUACGUGAUCUACAAUGCCGGAUCUUUCCCCGCCAACCGCUUCACCGAGGGUAUGACCUCUGCUACCUCGGUCGCUAUUAACUUUGCCGAGAAGGAGAUGGUUAUUCUGGGUACCGAGUACGCCGGAGAGAUGAAGAAGGGUGUCUUCACCGUCCUCUUCUACGAGAUGCCCGUCAAGCACAACGUUCUCACCCUUCACUCGUCGGCCAACGAAGGCAAGAACGGCGACGUUACCGUUUUCUUCGGUCUGUCGGGAACCGGCAAGACCACUCUGUCUGCCGACCCCAACCGUGCUCUGAUCGGUGACGAUGAGCACUGCUGGACCGACACUGGUGUCUUCAACAUCGAGGGUGGCUGCUACGCCAAGUGCAUUGGUCUCUCCGCCGAGAAGGAGCCCGAUAUCUACAACGCUAUCCGCUUCGGAUCCGUCCUUGAGAACGUCGUCUUCGACCCCAUCAGCCGUAUGGUCAACUACGACGACUCGACCCUCACUGAGAACACUCGCUGCGCCUACCCCAUUGAAUACAUCGAGAACGCCAAGAUCCCCUGUAUCUCCGACAAGCACCCCCAGAACAUCAUCCUCCUCACCUGCGACGCCCGUGGUGUGCUCCCCCCCAUCUCCAAGCUCACCACUGAGCAGACCAUGUUCCACUUCAUCUCGGGAUACACCUCCAAGAUGGCCGGUACCGAGGACGGUGUGACCGAGCCCCAGGCCACCUUCUCGUCCUGCUUCGCCCAGCCCUUCUUGGCGCUGCACCCCAUGCGCUACGCCCGCAUGCUUGCCGACAAGAUCUCGCAGCACAAGGCCAACGCCUGGCUGCUCAACACCGGAUGGGUUGGCGCUGGCGCCACGACCGGCGGCAAGCGUUGCCCUCUUAAGUACACCCGUGCCAUUCUGGACGCCAUCCACAGCGGCGAGCUGGCCAACGCGCAAUACGAGACCUACGAUGUCUUCAACCUGCACGUGCCCACGAGCUGCCCCGGCGUGCCUUCGGAGCUGCUGAAUCCCAAGAACAGCUGGACCGCGUCCACUAGCUUCAAGGACGAGGUCAACAAGCUGGCGGGUCUGUUCAACGAGAACUUCACCAAGUACUCGGAUCAAGCUACCAAGGAGGUGAUUGCCGCCGGUCCGGUGCCUCAAUAGAUGAUGAUCUGGGUUUUGGGAUUUCCUUUCUGUUCAUAAAUUGCAUGGCAUGCUUGAUUUUGAAUCUUUGGUUUUUACUUGCCUUCUGUUCCUGUACUCUGUUCCCUGGCAUUCUGAUGCAGGGAUAUCAUACCUUUUCUUUUGAUGUUCAGAAUUUCUCUUGGUUGGAUCUAAUUGGUCUCGGUCGAUAGGAGUUAUGAGUCCGAAUGGACCAUGGCAUAUACCUGUGAAUAAAAAUUGAUUUGAAGUUAUAUCAUUCCUUGUCUUGUAAUGUAGACCCUAGCCAACUUACCUUGAUCUGGAAAGCAUUGUUUGCAUAUGACCGUUCCAACUUGGGUUUUCCUCGCCUGCGAACCCAACACAUUGUUGGGGGGACAUACUUCGAAC
This is a messenger RNA of Aspergillus melleus, 2599 nucleotides long. RefSeq names its product phosphoenolpyruvate carboxykinase PCK1 (gene acuF). Gene Ontology annotation, cellular component: cytosol. The transcript has 6 exons. Gene Ontology annotation, biological process: gluconeogenesis. Gene Ontology annotation, molecular function: ATP binding; phosphoenolpyruvate carboxykinase (ATP) activity. The record is from RefSeq and is a predicted model, not a curated record. Lineage: Eukaryota; Fungi; Ascomycota; Eurotiomycetes; Eurotiales; Aspergillaceae. Bases 410 to 2212 code for a protein of 600 amino acids.